Messenger RNA from Letharia columbiana, 3690 nucleotides. RefSeq lists its product as uncharacterized. Lineage: Eukaryota; Fungi; Ascomycota; Lecanoromycetes; Lecanorales; Parmeliaceae. The transcript has 4 exons. Gene Ontology annotation, biological process: protein import into peroxisome matrix. The record is from RefSeq and is a predicted model, not a curated record. The coding region runs from base 1 to 3690 and encodes 1229 amino acids. Gene Ontology annotation, cellular component: peroxisome; peroxisomal membrane; cytosol. Gene Ontology annotation, molecular function: ATP hydrolysis activity; ATP binding.
AUGGCGCCAACUCAGGCCGAAAUCAAGCUCGUAGAGCUCAAAAACUGCUUUGUUAACGUUCCUCGGUCAAUCGUUGGACUGCUUGACAAUGCAAAGGCUGUCGUCCAGAAUGUUGUCGUCGAGCUACAGUACAAGGAGUCCUCGACUGAACAAGUCUUAAAAAGGCCCAAUGGCGCUUCCCAACGCUCUGUAUACGUCGGAUGGACAGGAAUGGCAAGUACAGCAAAGUCAACGUCAAUCACCGACAGAACUGGAAGAAGACCCAAAGACGAAAUUGGAGUGGUGGAAAUUGAUGCAAUGUUCGGACGUAUGCUGGGUCUCAUGGAUGGCCAGAAGGUGGGUAUAUCUCUACAUCUGGAUCCUCCCAUGGCACAUACAGUUCAUAUUGAACCGCUGACUCCAGCAGACUGGGAAAUUAUUGAGCUCCAUGCGAGUUUUCUCGAAUCCAAUCUAUUAUUCCAAGUUCGAGCCUUACCCAACCCCUCUUUCGCUGCGUCGCCUUCCGCCCAGGCUCAGCAAGUUCAUCCUUUGACUAUCCACCUGUCGCCAACCUCCACGGCAAAUGUCAUCAUUAGCUCUCUUACUCCGCCACAACCUUCUUCGACUCCAUUUGCGAAGAUCUCGCCGGACGGUGAGGUCAUUGUGGCUCCUAAGACACGACCUCGCCUAUCGCAUAAUGACCGUACCACGAGUCAGAGUAUUGCUAGCACUGGGCGCCGAAGUGCUGGCGGAAGAAGUGGAAUGGGGGCAUCAAGGCAACGCAGUCAUCGAGGAAGUGCCGGACCGAGCGCAGUCUUCCUCCGUGGUGUGGAUAGAAGCCGGUGUGCUCAUUUGUUCGACGAACACGAUGAAGGCAAGACUCAUGAUAGAAACCUCGGGCUAUGGGUAGACCGAGAGUUGCUAGCAAACAAAGCUCUCAAAAGUCUUGAAUACGUGUGUGUGUCUGUCGUGAAACCUGGUGGGAUCGAAAUUUCACUUGAUCCGCAGCAGCAACAGAGAAGUAAAGACAUGGAAGCCAGCGAGUCUGGGAAGCCUGCGUCGAAGAUUGUUGCAAAGCUAUUCGCCUGGGACGAUGCUCCUGAUUCUCGUCAUGUUGCUCUUUCUUCGGCCCUUUGCUCUGCUCUGAACAGUGAGGGCAUUGUUGGAGGCCUUGUGCGUAUUGAAGCCGCGCCACCUCCAGUACCAAGAAGUGGAAUUGAGAAUCUAAAAAUCUUCCCUAUUAUCGGGAAGUUCGGAGAAGUCGAUGGCAUCAAGUUUGGCGGGCAAUCCAAAGCAGGCCGUGAAGCAGCAGCUGAGAAAAUUCGGGCUUAUUAUGCAAGCGUGGAACAGGAUGAGGCAGGCAUGCUAGAUGGGCCCCUCACGAACGGCCUCGUUCUGCCCAGAAUCCCACAAGACAUUGAAAGCCAGGAUUGGGAAGGAGGACUUGUCCGGCUGGAGGUACCUUCGCACGACGGCAGGGAGUCUGCUAAGGUUUCUGUGAAGUGGUGCAUAGGCUCAGAGAUCAAGGGUGCCAUCCAAGUGCAACAGGGAAUACCAAAUCCUUUUAGUACCUCAAAAUCAACCGCUAUCAACGCUGACCCACUUCCAAUUGAGUUCCCCUCCAUAAUCGGCAUUGACAGCCUUAUCAACCAGCUCACCGCCAACCUGUCGCACUGUUCGUCUGUUCUAUUGACUGGUGGCCUCGGCUCUGGCAAAUCAUCUCUGGCACGCUUACUUGGCCAUCGACUGCGCACGUUCGAUCUAUUUCACACAAGCUACUUCCCCUGUCGCAAGCUGACGACCGACGAGACCCGAGUCUCUACAAUCAAAGAUAGUCUGAGUCGACUGUUCAUGACCGCAUCUUGGGGUGCUAGAUCAGGAGGCCGCGCGCUUGUCAUCCUAGACGACCUUGACAAACUCUGUCCCGCCGAGACAGAGCUUCAGACAAACGACAAUGGCCGCAGCCGACAGAUCAGUGAGAUAGUGUGCGCUCUCGUGCGCCAGUACUGCAGCCUCGACUCGCAUGUGGUGAUCUUGGCAACGUCGCAAGCGAAAGAAGCGCUGAACAACGUCAUUAUUGGAGGCAACGUCAUGAGGGAAAUAGUAGCGCUGAAGGUGCCAGACAAAGACGGUCGGCGGCAAGUGCUGCAAGCUCUCACCGGUCAAUCUCGCGAUGGAAGGUCAUCAGCCAAUGGUGCGAAUGGCCACUCACGCGGCAGUAGCCAAGAUAUUGAGGCCGCUUGGAUGGGUGAAUCCUCUCGCUCGGAGCUUGCAGAUGGAUCCGAAAAGUUCCAAGUCGAUCGCAGCCUAGACUUCCUUGAAUUAGCAGGGCAGACUGAUGGCUACAUGCCGGGUGACUUAGUGCUCCUUGUUUCUCGAGCAAAGAGUGAAGCUUUGAUCAGAUCCGUUGACACAGCCUCAGAUCCCGCUGAAGAGUCGAACAUCGUCCUCAAGAAAGUGGAUUUCGAGAAUGCUCUGAAAGGCUUCACUCCCGCAUCUCUCAGGAAUGUAACCCUGCAGUCAUCCAAGACUACGUUUGAUUCCAUCGGAGGGCUGCUAGAAACUCGCAAGAUCCUCCUCGAAACAUUGCAGUACCCUACCACCUACGCUCCGAUCUUCGCACAGUGCCCUCUCCGCCUACGCUCUGGUCUCCUACUUUACGGCUACCCAGGUUGCGGCAAGACAUUGCUUGCAAGCGCGGUAGCUGGCGAGUGUGGCCUGAACUUCAUCAGCGUGAAAGGUCCAGAGAUCUUGAACAAAUACAUUGGUGCUAGCGAGAAAAGUGUCCGUGAUCUCUUUGACAGAGCUGAAUCAGCGAGACCAUGUGUGCUUUUCUUCGACGAAUUUGACAGCAUCGCACCGAAGCGAGGCCAUGAUUCUACAGGCGUCACGGAUCGUGUGGUGAACCAGCUUCUGACGCAGAUGGAUGGUGCAGAGGGUCUCUCCGGGGUCUACGUGCUGGCUGCGACUUCUCGACCUGACUUGAUUGAUCCUGCUCUACUAAGACCAGGUCGCCUUGAUAAGUCGCUGCUCUGUGAUAUGCCCAGCUUGGAUGACCGACUGGACAUUCUUCGAGCGCUAAGUAAGAAGCUGUCCAUCAGCCAAGACAUCCUGGAUGCGGCAUAUCAGCACAAGAGUCUCUCGGAGGUUGCCCAUCGAACAGCAGGCUACUCAGGCGCCGAUCUGCAGGCUGUCAUCUACAACGCACAUCUCGAAGCAAUCCACGAUGUACUAGGUGACCAUAGUAUCAACGGUGACAUCAAUUCCAAGAGUCGUAGAAACAAUAAGAAGUACAGCAGCGCCUCGAAACAAGAUAUUCUACAAUUUCGCUUUGGCAAGGAGGACACCGUAAACGGCGCAGUUCCCGCCAUGAGUCGCGCAAAGCAGGCAACAGAGUACGCAGCAGUCAUUGCGAAGCUGGAUGCAAUCAAGCUUGCCAAGCGAAAGGAUCGACAUGCACGACGUGGAAUCACUGAGCCAUCUUCCAAGGACAACGCCAACAGGGAUGGUAUACAGGCGGGGUCGAAGCAAGAGGUCGUGAUUGAGUGGAAACAUAUUGAAGCUUCGCUUGCUACAACGAGAAGCUCGGUCGGUGCAGAUGAGAGGAGGAGGCUGGAGCGCAUCUAUAGGGAGUUUGUCGUUGGCAGGAAUGGCGAGAUGCCAAAUGGGCAGGGACCUACAGAAGUUGGGGGAAGGAGUAGCUUGAUGUGA